Messenger RNA from Colias croceus (clouded yellow), 1831 nucleotides. RefSeq names its product 3,4-dihydroxyphenylacetaldehyde synthase-like. The record is from RefSeq and is a predicted model, not a curated record. The coding region runs from base 127 to 1635 and encodes 502 amino acids. The transcript has 5 exons. NCBI's taxonomy places the organism in Eukaryota, Metazoa, Arthropoda, Insecta, Lepidoptera, Pieridae. Gene Ontology annotation, molecular function: pyridoxal phosphate binding; aromatic-L-amino-acid decarboxylase activity. Gene Ontology annotation, biological process: catecholamine metabolic process; amino acid metabolic process.
UCUCGUGGAGAAUCACGACCAUUGUCUCGUUAUCCGUCCCAUCGGCCUCAAGUGCCCCCUACUUAUAUGACCUACAAUAAAUUCUCUUAUUUGCCUGUUUGACGUUCUGUGUAACAGUGCAGUGCAAUGGAUUCCCAGCAGUUUCGGGAGUUUGGAAAAGCUGCUAUAGAUUUUGUAGCUGACUUUUAUGAUAACAUUCGUGACAGGGAUGUUCUACCAUCGGUGGAACCAGGACAUUUACUAAAAAAGUUGCCAGAAAAUGCGCCUGAGCAACCUGAAGAUUGGCAAACCGUUUUUAAAGAUUUCACCAACACUGUAGUGCCAGGGACCACGUUAUGGCAUUCACCGCAGUUCCAUGGAUUUUAUCCUACUGGUACUUCAUUUCCUAGCAUCAUUGGCGGACUACUAAGUGAUGGCCUUGGAGUCGUGGGAUUAACCUGGAUGGCGAGUCCUGCUUGCACAGAAUUAGAAGUGGUAACUAUGAACUGGCUUGGAAAACUAUUCGGUUUGCCGGAAGAAUUUUUGAACUGCUCUUCAGGUCCAGGAGGCGGUGUAAUUCAGGGCUCUGCAAGUGAAGCUACCAUUGUGUGUCUAUUGGCUGCAAAGGAUAAAAUGACCCGACGACUCAAGAAACUGAAUCCGGAAAUAGAUGAAGAGCUCACUAAAAUUAAGUUUGUCGCUUAUACGUCCGAUCAAUGCAAUUCAUCGGUUGAAAAGGCUGGGGUUCUUGGAUCGAUGAAAAUGCGGCUUUUGAAAGCUGAUGCCUCUGGAAGGUUGCGUGGGGAAACACUCAAAAAAGCAUUCGAAGAAGACAAAGCUAAGGGUCUCAUACCGUGUUAUGUUGUUGCAAAUUUAGGAACAACUGGCACAUGUGCUUUUGAUCCUCUAUACGAGCUCGGUCCUGUAUGUCAAGAAGAAAACGUUUGGUUACAUGUUGAUGCAGCAUAUGCUGGUGCAGCUUUUAUUUGCCCAGAGUAUAGAGAUUUAAUGAAGGGUGUAGAAUACGCUGACUCUUUUGAUGUAAAUGCUCAUAAAUGGCUGUUGGUUAACUUUGAUUGUUCAGCGUUAUGGGUAAAAGAUUCGUACGAUCUUAUUAAUGCAUUUGAUGUACAAAGAAUUUACUUAGACGACGUUAAAGCGAAAGUAAAAAUCCCAGACUAUCGUCACUGGCAGAUGCAAUUGGGCCGCCGCUUCAGAGCUUUAAAGCUGUGGAUGGUCUUAAAAAUUUAUGGUGCUGAAGGUUUACGGGCCCAUAUUAGAAAUCAGAUUAGUCUAGCACAACAUUUUGCUAAAUUAGUUCGAGCUGAUGAUAGGUUUAUUGUUGAACCUGAACCAGCUAUGGGCUUGGUGUGCUUUAGGCUCGUGGAAGGCGAUAUUUUAACCAAGAAAUUAUUAGACAAUUUAAUACAAAAGAAACAAAUAUUUAUGGUUGCUGCUUCGUACAAGAAUCGAUUCAUCAUACGUUUAGUUAUUUGUUCUCAGUUCACGAAUAAAGAUGACAUAGAAGUGAGCUGGAAACUAAUAAAAGAUGAAACUGAUAAACUAAUUCCUAAUGAUAAAGUACACAGUAAAUCACAGUCUAUUUCAUCUAUAAAUCACAUUCAAAAUAUCAGUAUUUGUGAAAAGUCUAAAUAAGUUUAUUAUAUAUGAAAGUGUGCUUAGCUUAGGUAUAUGGAAGCAACAAUAUCUGCUUACUGUAAAUAAAAAUUAUCCCUAGUAAUUAUAUAAGGUUUUUUUUAGCUUAUUUGAAAAGGUUUGAGUAGAUACUUUUUGUACUGAAUAUGAUAAUAAUUAAUUUAAAGAAAAAAUAAAUAAAACAUAAACGUGUUAA